This is a messenger RNA of Nicotiana tabacum (common tobacco), 1458 nucleotides long. RefSeq lists its product as uncharacterized. NCBI's taxonomy places the organism in Eukaryota, Viridiplantae, Streptophyta, Magnoliopsida, Solanales, Solanaceae. The record is from RefSeq and is a predicted model, not a curated record.
AGUGGUCGAGUAGAUUGAAAAAUCUGAGACGACUAAAUGAAGUAGGCAGUAAAUUAGAAAGCAGAUGACAUAAUAAUAGAUUCACAAUUUUCCAGCUCUUACGGCUUACUCAUCAAACAGUCGAAAGAAUUUGUUGUCUCUAAUCUUGAUUGAUUCACUGUGGAGCUGUGUGUUCUUGCAAGGCUUGGUAAAAUAUGGACUUUGCUAGUAUGGAUAGUGCACAGCUGACUAUGGUGGGAUCUGGGUUUUCUGCUUUGCUUUCAAUGCAUUUCACGAUACAGCUCUUGUCACAACACCUCUUCUACUGGAAAAAUCCAAAGGAGCAAAAGGCAAUAAUCAUGAUUAUAAUUAUGGCUCCCCUCUAUGCCAUUGACUCGUUCGUGGGGUUGUUAGAUAUUCGUGGAAGCAAAGCAUUUUUCAUGCUUCUAGACUCGGUUAAAGAAUGCUACGAGGCUGUGGCAAUUGCCAAAUUUUUGGCCUUGAUGUAUAGUUAUUUGAAUAUAUCCAUCAGCAAAAACAUUGUGCCAGAUGAAAUCAAAGGGAGGGAAAUUCAUCAUUCAUUUCCAAUGACUCUAUUUCAGCCUCAUACUGCUCGCUUGGAUCACCGGACACUGAAACUUCUCAAGCACUGGACAUGGCAGUUUGUCAUUAUCCGUCCAGUAUGCUCUAUCUUGAUGAUCGUGUUACAGAUUCUUGGGUUAUAUCCAAAUUGGCUCAGCUGGACGUUUACCAUCAUUCUCAAUAUUUCUUUCUCAGUGGCCAUGUACUCCUUGGUUGUUUUCUACCAUGUUUUUUCAAAGGAACUGCAGCCACACAAACCAUUAUCAAAGUUCAUCUGCAUCAAAGGGAUUGUUUUCUUCAGCUUUUGGCAGGGAUUGCUGCUUAAAAUUCUAGUUGCAUUGGGUGUCAUUAAAUCUCACCAUUUUUGGUUGGAUGUGGAGCACCUUCAGGAAGCCAUUCAGAAUGUUUUAAUUUGUGUGGAGAUGGUUUUCUUUUCUGUCAUGCAACAAUACGCAUACCACGUUGCUCCUUACAGUGGAGAUGUACACGCAAAGCUUUCGCAGAAAAAGAAUGAAUAGGUUGGUGCAGAUGACAUUGGUGUGGAUCGACACUUCUCCACUGUGUGAUCUUGCAAUUACCGGUAACAGUGUGUAAUGCAAGCUUUUGUUGUCGUGUAACCUAUUGAUACAGAUCAGAGAAAUAGGAAGUAUGCUCAUCUUGUGCCAGCGAGGAAGAUACGAUUUCUAUCAUUUUCUGUAAACAAUUUUUGCUUUUGUGAUUUAGAUUUCUUGAAGUUAGUUGAAUCAGUAAUUUUGCCUCAUGAGCACCUACGAAAGGUUGUUUGUGAGCAUAACCCAAGGUAUACACUUUGUAAAUUUCCUUGAAAAUAUUAGUAUGAGAACGCUUUUCUCUUGAACAAUUCUGAUGACUAGCGUGAGCUGGCAGUGAUUUUAUGCA